This is a messenger RNA of Exophiala viscosa, 1317 nucleotides long. RefSeq lists its product as uncharacterized. NCBI's taxonomy places the organism in Eukaryota, Fungi, Ascomycota, Eurotiomycetes, Chaetothyriales, Herpotrichiellaceae. Bases 1 to 1317 code for a protein of 438 amino acids. The record is from RefSeq and is a predicted model, not a curated record. The transcript has a single exon.
AUGGCGGCGAAAACGAGAUUCAGCAAUGCCCACACCGGCGAGCCGGCUACUUUGGCGGAAGUAUGCAAGUUAGCAUGGCAUACAUUCUAUGGAAUGCAAAAAGCGUCCGAAGACUUUGAGAACCUUCGUUUCGAGAUCUGGACCAUCGCAAUCAGUGUAGAUUCGUUACACAGCGUCGGAACCACAUCAACGCUCAUCGACCGACAACCAGACAAGGCACGCUGGGCAUUGACCUUCUCCAAAAUCCUGACAUCUUUGAGCUCGGCACUACGACCAUUGUACAGCCUUGUCAGACUAUACCUCUCAACUCCAGCCAAGGAUCGUGGAGUCAUCAGGAACUGGCUCAAACAUCCCGAGCAGACUUAUGAAGGGGUCACGAUACAAGAUUUCCGGAGAAAGCUUUCCAUGUUGGUCGAAAGCCUGAACGUGUUCCUAUCAUGUCUCACACACGCCGAGCUUGCCAGGGCGAGAGAGCGGUCAGAAACCGAGGAGUGGCAGGUCCUCGCCGAAGUCAGCCAGAAUGUCCUUCACAAAUGGGAUCAAGACGUGGUUCAAGGCAUCAGGCGGCCGUCGGACAAGGCCUCACAACACAAUGAGACUGCUGCAUACGUCAACGCCAAUAGCAGAAGCUAUAUGACGCCGCUGUUGGAAAACGAAUCACAAGGACCUGGCUUGCAACUACCCAAGACGUCUUCAUCACCUCCGAAACCGAGACACGAACGGCAAGGCCACCAUCCCGGCGGCGUCAUGGAUCUCGACGACAUUGAGCACGGAUUCCGAAGCCACAUGCACGCCAUGCGUCGUAUACGUGAACAGCUCCGGCAACAAAAAGUAAACAACAACCACCUCUCCGACCAAAGUUCCCAGCAUUUCCCAGAAGUCACCAGCAACACCAUCAGUCAUCACACAGCCUUCAAUUCCCCUCCAACACCGAUCACCCCGGCUCUACACCGCCAUGCAACUGACUCAACACAGUCGACACAGACUGACACCUCCGCAGAGUAUGCAGACGCCUCCAGCAGCGGUGCCCGCUCUGCUCAGAGCUCCGAGACUGGCAGCGUGGUUUCAGCGUACCAGAAUUCGCGGGACGAGGACAUCAAGCCUGCACCGGCCCCGUCUUUCUCAACAUACCGGCGAUCGUCGUCAGAGAGGGAAAGGAAACGCAAGAGACGGACAGAGUUCCGAUUCAAGAUUGGCCUGGAGGACGAGAAUUCUCCGUCCAAUGACAGCUCCGGGUCAGAUGAGGUCGAUGAUCGCUUGAGGCCGAAAUCACCGUUGGAGCAGUUGUUGACUACAGCACUGUUCUUCGAUCAGUGA